AUGGUUCGUGUCGUUACAUCAUGCAUGUUGAUUAUAGUGGUUGUUUCAAUGAUUGAUGCAGGUUCCAUUGCAGACGCAAAAGCGCUAUUCAGUAACAUUACAAAUGGGUAUAACAAGGACAUUAGGCCAAUUGGUGAUCAGAACGGAACGUUGACUGUAUAUAUCGAUACGGAUCUCCUUACUAUCCAGGACUUUGAUGAGGUUUCUGGAACUUUGAAUAUUCUUGCCGUAUUCCUUAUUCAUUGGAAUGACGUCUCCUUAAGUUGGGAUCCAGCUUUGUACGGUGAUAUUAGUGAGACAGAGAUUGGUCAAAAUAACAUAUGGCUUCCUAGACUCUUCAAUAUCAAAUCUUCAGACAAAUUUCGUGCUAUCAGUAAUUCUUAUCUGUCGGUGAAGAUUGAUCACUAUGGCGAAGUCUUUUGGCAACCUGGCAGUUUUAUUGACAUCAAAUGUAACCCGGAUGUGUCAUAUUUUCCGUUUGAUAUACAGACAUGUUAUAUCCAACUAAUAGCAUGGGGUUAUUCACAACAACGAAUCAAACUUGAGCCACUGCGUCCAGAGUUAUCUCUAGAAUUUUAUGAACCUAAUGGAGAAUGGUCUUUGGAUAAUACUGCCACCGGGACACAUUCGGUCAGUGGAUAUAGUACAGCCACUUUUAAUAUCACAAUUUCACGACUUCCUGCCUUUCAUGUUGUCAACACACUGAUGCCAAUCUAUCUGCUGCUACUGAUGAAUCCACUUGUGUUUGUGUUGCCGUGUGACUCUGGAGAACGUGUUGGGUUUAGUUUGACUGUUUUCCUAACGUUUACUGUUUUUAUCACCAUUAUCAAUGCUGUACUUCCUGCUAAUUCAGACAGCAUGUCAAGACUAUCCUACUUUAUCUUUUCCGUCCUUGUUGUCAGUGGCGUCAUAGCAUCCGUCAACAUCCUCCAACUUCGUAUGUACCACAAGGAUGACAACUUGCCAGUACCUCAAUGGUUGCGUAGACUCAUGCGAAUCCUUGAUUGUCAUUUCAAGUCCAGAAGAAGAGUUAUUGAGGUAUGUCCUCACAAAUCAGACCAAACACCAUCAACUAAAAAUACCAGUAGGAAAGGAAUUCAACUCACUGAAGAAGAAGAGACAGUGGAAGUAGUACCGGAAAUGACGUGGAAGGAGGUCGUGCGCAUUCUGGACAAAUUCUAUGCAUGCUUAUUCUUUGCAGUGAUAACUGUGUUCAUCGUUGUUACUUUAGUGGUUUUGUACAAGGGAAAUAGGUGAUCUCUACCAGACGUAUUUAAUCUGUGUGAUAUAAACUCGGGUAAAUAAUAAACAGUGGAAAGCAAUACUUACUCCUUACCUUUUAAUAUGGGAACUAUAUAUCUUAAUCAUUAUCUUUAUAGUAAUUUUUAAGCUGGAAAAAUUUCAUUCAAACUUAUAUAACCUCGGUAUUAUAAACCCUAUGAAAGUAAUAAAUCGAGAAAAGCAUUGCUUAUACUGUAAUGUGAUAACUGUACUUACCCUUGUGAGUAUAGUGAUUUUUCACUAUGGACAUAAGUUAUCCAAAAACAGACUUGUUUGCAUACAGCCUCUGUGGUUAAACACAGGUUAAAAGUUGAAAUCAAUUGUUUAACUGACUGUGACAUUUAUGAUUGUUAAUAUCAGGUAGAUUUUUUUAGGUGCUAUGUUUCCCGUCUAAUUAAGUAAUUUAUUACAUAAAAAACAACU
Pecten maximus is the source of this 1704-nucleotide messenger RNA. Its product is annotated as acetylcholine receptor subunit alpha-1-B-like. The transcript has a single exon. Gene Ontology annotation, molecular function: neurotransmitter receptor activity; transmembrane signaling receptor activity; extracellular ligand-gated monoatomic ion channel activity. Gene Ontology annotation, cellular component: membrane; synapse; neuron projection. Gene Ontology annotation, biological process: signal transduction; regulation of membrane potential; nervous system process. Bases 1 to 1257 code for a protein of 418 amino acids. Lineage: Eukaryota; Metazoa; Mollusca; Bivalvia; Pectinida; Pectinidae. The record is from RefSeq and is a predicted model, not a curated record.